AUGAAUAUUGGAGCAUGGCCUAUAGAAAAAGAAGAAUUAACUAAUUCUCAUGUACAAUGUCGAGAAACAACAUCAACAGAUAAUAAUCAACUUUUUUGGACAAAACUUUUUCUACAAACAAGUUCAUAUGAUGAAAAACGUUAUCGUCAAAUUGCUUCGAAUGCAUGUGAACGAAUUGUUCAAGAACAAUCAAAAAAGUCUUCAUCAAAAUCAACUUCUCAUCGUUCAUCCAGUAUCAUAGCUGUAAGUUUAAGUGAAACAAAUACUAGACAAAAUAGUUCAAAUAAUCAUUCAACAUCAAAAACAAUGACUAGAUCAAUUAAUUCAAGAAAAAAAUCAUCUUAUACAAGAUUUUCAUGUUAUUUAAAAUCUCAUAAUACAAAUAAUCAUUCAAGACAAAUUAAGAAAAAAUUCUCAACAAUAAUUUUACCAAAAAAUAAUAAUUAUUAUCAUGAUAAAACUAAAUGUUUAUCAUCAAGAAAAAAAUUUCUUGAAUUAAAUAAUGAAUAUCAUGAAAAACUUUGUCAAAAAUGUUUAAAAUUAAUUCAAACUAAUUCAUCACAUAUAUCAUCAAAUUUGUUUUGUCAAUCAUGUUUUCAUUUAAUUCAAAAUUUAAAUCAUAAUAAUAAUAAUAAUAUAAUAUCAAUAAAAAGAUUUUCUUUAAAUAAAAAUGAAGAAAAUGAAUUACGUCAAAUAAUUGAAAUUAUUAUUGAAGAAUUUCAAGAUCAUUUUGGUCAUGCAUUAAAUUUAUCUAUUAAACAAAUGACUCAACAUUUACUUUCAAAUAUAAAUCUUUUUUAUAAUCAUUAUCAACAAGAAUUUGAACAAUUAACAAAAAAAUAUCGUUUUGAAUUUCUUGAACGUUUUAUAAAAUUAAUGAAUAAAUAUCGAAAUUAUCAAACAAAAACAAAUAAUAUUAUUCAAAAAACUAAACUAUCAAUGUCUGAUCGAAAUUCAAUUACACAUCCACCUGAUAUAUUAUCAAUGUCAUCACUUAGUGGUUCAUUAGCUACAGAAAAAGAUCGAUGUGAAACUAUUGGACAUAUAAUGACACCAUCAAAUUCAAUAUCAUUAUCAACAACAUCAAAUCGUUCGACUUCUAUUGAUGAAAAAAACACUUUAAAUAAUGAUCGAAAAAAUUUUUCAAUUCAAAAUAGUUCAUCUAAAAAAACAUUUACUUUAAAUAGAACUAGACAAAGACAAUCAUUAAGUAAAUCAAAUAAACAAACGUCUUCAUCUCGCCAAUUAAUUGAUGCAUAUCGUUUUCGUGAUACAUUACGAAUGAACAAUAAUCAUUUUUCUUCUCCACGUCCAAAAAUUCGAUGA
Molecule: messenger RNA, 1326 nt
Organism: Rotaria sordida
Lineage: Eukaryota; Metazoa; Rotifera; Eurotatoria; Philodinida; Philodinidae
Source: the annotation of a GenBank genome assembly